GGUGUCGGCGCACCGAGGAGUGCAGCGCUCUUGGUGAGCCUGGCACCCGGAGUAGCCGUCUCCCCCUCCCCCUGCCAGAGCCGCUAGAAGCCCCCUCUCUUCUGUCCUCCCUGGACUGGGGCGAGCAGGGCUGCACUGUCCCAGGCCGGCGGGGCGGAGCCCGGAGCCCCACUGAGCGCUGCAGAGCCAACCUCACCUCCUGCCCAGGGCGCAAGUGUGAACCACUGCCCCCUGUUGUGUUGAUGCUGGUCUGCCAUGCUAGCCUGUCUCCCAGGGCCAGGUGACCUGUCCUUCCAGCUUCUCCCUCACACGCAGAUGAACACUGGACUUCAGAAAUGGGACACUACACAGAAAAUGAGAACUGCUCACUAUCCUACCCCAGCCGAAUUGGACGCGUAUGCUAAGAAGGUGGCAAACAACCCACUGACUAUAAAAAUCUUCCCCAACAGUGUGAAGGUUCCCCAGCGGAAACACGUUCGUCGUACUGUGAACGGCCUCGACACAUCAGCCCAGCGCUACAGCCCCUACCCGACUCAGGCUGCCACCAAGGCAGGCCUGCUUGCCAUUGUCAAAGUACCAGCCAAAAGCAUACUCAAGGACUUUGACGGCACCCGAGCCCGCUUACUCCCUGAGGCCAUCAUGAACCCCCCAGUGGCACCAUACGCUACUGUGGCACCCAGCACUUUAGCCCACCCCCAGGCCCAGGCUCUGGCCCGCCAGCAGGCCCUGCAGCAUGCACAGACCCUGGCCCAUGCCCCUCCCCAGACACUACAACACCCUCAGGGUAUACCACCACCACAGGCACUGUCUCACCCUCAGAGCCUCCAGCAGCCGAUGGCCCAAACCCAGGGCCUGGUCCACCCACAGGCCCUGACUCACCAGGGUCUCCAACACCCCCCUAAUCCAUUGCUGCAUGGAGGCCGGAAGAUGCCAGACUCAGAUGCGCCCCCGAAUGUGACCGUGUCUACCUCAACUAUCCCCCUUUCGAUGGCGGCCACCCUGCAACACAGCCAGCCCCCGGACCUGAGCAGCAUCGUGCAUCAGAUCAACCAGUUUUGCCAGACGAGGGCAGGCAUCAGCACUACCUCAGUGUGUGAGGGCCAGAUCGCCAAUCCCAGCCCCAUUAGUCGUAGUCUGCUCAUCAAUGCAAGCACCCGGGUGUCGACCCACAGCGUCCCCACACCAAUGCCUUCAUGUGUGGUCAAUCCCAUGGAGCACACCCAUGCGGCCACAGCCGCACUGCCUGCCGCGGGUCCUGUCAACCUGCCCACAGGCAUCUCUCGAGCCCCCACUGGCUACCCUAGCGACCUCAAGCCAGUUACUUGGAACCAGCACCAGCUGGCCCACCUCCAACAGAUGUGCAGUGAAGCUGGUGGGACACCAGCCCCUGGCCUGACAGGCAAACAUACAGCAGGACGUGAGUUGGCAGGGCCUGGUUUUGUGGGCAAGGCCCCUGCCUACCCACAGGAACUCUGCCUGGCCCAGUCCUUCCAUCUGAAGCCUUCCCUGGAGAAGCCAACCCCAUCCCCACCUGUCAAUGGCCUACCAGCCCCACUGGCCUAUCCCAAUGGUCACUACUUCCAACCCCUGUGGAACAACAUCCUACCAACUCCCAAUAGCGACAGCUCGGGGUCUCAGGACCUCGCCAUGCCGUUCCAUGGUGGGCAGCCCACAGGUGCACCCCUCGACUGUGCGGCGGCUCCUGGGGCCCACUACCGAGCGGGAACUGGGGGUGGGCCAGUGGCAAGCCAGAACAGCCUGAUGCAAACGGUGGAUUACCUGAGUGGGGAUUUCCAGCAGGCCUGCUUCCGAGAACAGAGCCUGGCCAUGUUGAGCAAGGCCCACCGAGCCCCUGGUACCCGAGCCCCUGAUCCCACAGAUAGUCGAAGUCUUCAUAUUCAGCACCCAGGGUAUAGAUAGGGAGCCGUGAUGUCCUCCUCAGGCAACACGUCAUACAUUGCCCUUCUAGGUUUAGUCUUACUUUUAAGUAACUGGAUAGUUUCAAGGUUUCACUGCUCCAGUGUGAUCAUCCUUAAAUACCUAAGGAAGGGAACUCGGCGGGGUCUAUUUGGGGGCGAAGAAGGUCCUUCAUCCUCCCUCAAACUCCUGGCUUUCUGUUAGACCUGAACCUGCCCUCUUAGCCACCUGCCUAUCAGUCGGUCUCCACCUUGACCACUUGUUACUCUGCCGUCUUUUGCUGAGACUGAGUGUGGCUGAGGGAAGUGGCCUAGAGCCUUAAGUUCGACUUCUCUGUCUGGGACUAAGAAGCCAAACUUUCUAAGUGCUCUGGAAGCUAAUUCUUUAUCCCCCAAAGAUGUCAAAUCUGAAUAAACCGUUUCCAUUGCUCUCAGCUGUUCCCACUCCUCAAGGCUCGGGUCUGCGUUGACAAAGUCCUGAGACUCCCAGAGAAAACCUGGGUUCUUGACCCCACCCCCUCCAGAGAAAUGAAGUGGCCAUCUGGCAUUCCCAAGACCACCUGUCACUGUUGCCUCUCUCCAAACAACGACUGUCCUCAUCCCUGCCUCCCCUCCCCCUUAAGAAAAAAAGAAACUACCUUACUUGAAGAAUUAGUUAUAGGUAAAGGAUGAUCACAUUAGAGUUUGGAAUUAAAAACACCAAAAAAGUUUAAAAAAAAAGUUAAACUGCAUUUGGUUCUCUACACUGGCUAGGAAUUAUUGGUCCACACUGUAAGUUUUAAGUGUCAUGUUUCUGUAUGAAUGUGUGGGUUUGAGGAGCGUUUUGUAUGAGCGGCCCCACAGGUACAUUCACCCUCACAUUUUGCAGCCCUUCAGUUUAAUGAAGAACAAAAGGAAAAACACAAAGCCUUAAGCUCUUUGAAUUCUUCCUCUACCAAAUGAGCAUGGUUCUGACUGCUGCGGAGGGGCGUACAUUGGGAACAGCCUCUCUUGCCCCUCGCCCGUUCUUUGAGCAUCUCCCACCUUCCAGGACCAGUGUCUCAUUCCCAAGUAACAAUUAGUUGUCUAGAAAUUCAACACACCUCUGUGACUUUACAUUGUUUUGUUGUGAACUUCUGCACCUGACUUCUGUUAUGCAGCUGGGCUCUAAGAAUAAUAAUAAUAAUAAGCCCUUGCCUUUCCUCUUGUCUCUGGGGAAUGUGAGCUGAUAACUGAAGGUUUUGGGUUUAUUCUCACUGUUUCUUAGCCAGAGAUUCUGUAGUGAACUGAAGCAAUGUGACUGAAGACCAGUUUUUAAAUUAUGUGUUGGCAAGUUGCCUUAUAUUUAAAAGGAAGAAAAAAAAAAAAGGAAAAAAAAAUGCCUGAGUGUGUUAUGCCAAACGAUAGCAACACGCAUUCCUGUUACCGUUUCCCUGCCGGCUGUGAGCACUGGUAUUACUGCCCUGUCUUCAAGCCCCUCACCUCCUCAAGGUGUUGGCCAUCUCCUCACCCAGAGCCCCCCCCCCCCCCCAUUAGUGAUUUCCUGAGUCUUUAUUUAAUGAGCUCCACUGUCUCCUGGGACCUCUUGCUUGACUCCGAGCUGAUAUUCUUAUAACUCCCUUCCCAGAUCCUCCCGAGUGGGCUGCCACUGUGGGAAGCUGAACCAGACACUAACUUGGGGGCUUUCACACCCCACUCCCACCUCUAGUCUGCAUGGAAGGCGUACUGUGAUCCCCUUACCUACAAAUGACUGCCUUCAACUUGGUGUAAGAUGUUUCCUAGUUCAACCCCAUUGUCCCCCCCACCCCACCCAACCAGCAAUAAGGGUCCAAGCCAGGGCCUCAUCUUCACACUCCUUGCCUCCGAGAUCCCAUGCCACCCCAAGGGGAUACCUGGAGCCCCCAUUCCACCACCUUGUUCUCCACCUCACCUCACCUGUGGUGGUUUAUGGGCAUGGUGUUUGUUUUGUUUUGUUUUUUUUAAUUAUAAACCAGUAAAACAGGAAACCUC
Molecule: messenger RNA, 3905 nt
Organism: Onychomys torridus (southern grasshopper mouse)
Lineage: Eukaryota; Metazoa; Chordata; Mammalia; Rodentia; Cricetidae
Gene: Fam222b
Product: family with sequence similarity 222 member B
Exons: 3
Coding region: 256-1920 (554 amino acids)
Source: RefSeq, a predicted model, not a curated record